This is a messenger RNA of Metopolophium dirhodum (rose-grain aphid), 2514 nucleotides long. Its product is annotated as zinc finger MYM-type protein 1-like. NCBI's taxonomy places the organism in Eukaryota, Metazoa, Arthropoda, Insecta, Hemiptera, Aphididae. The record is from RefSeq and is a predicted model, not a curated record. Bases 1 to 2514 code for a protein of 837 amino acids. Gene Ontology annotation, molecular function: protein dimerization activity. The transcript is spliced from 5 exons.
AUGCCACCUAAAAGCGGUUGCCAAAAACGUAAAGAAAAAAUUAAAAACGAUUUGGAACUGAAGAAAAUUCGAGGUUCUUUAGACAAAUUUAUUCUGCUCAAAACAAAUCCUAUAGUUGGUGACGAAAAGAAAAAUGAUAAUUUAGUAUUAAUUACAUCUACUAGUUCUUCUUCUAUACCAUUUGUAAAGUUGCCUGCUGAAGAAGAUAAUAUCACUAAUUCUAAUUUAUCAUAUACUAGAAAUAUCGAUGAAUUAAAAAAUAAUAAUGAUUCAACAAUUACUGAAUUAAUGACAUUAAAUUCGCCUCAAAAAGAAUGUUCUGAUAUUGCUAUGAAUGAUACAGACUUACUAUUUUCUACUAAAAAUGAAAAUAUUUUGCUUUCAUCUGAUCCUUCAGAAAACUUAAAUACGAUUAGUCUUUUAGAUCUUGUGCAUACAUUGCCAAUAGACCGUUUUUGUUUCAAAGAUCAAGUAUUAAAAGGACCUUAUCAGCCAAUCUUAGACAUUUAUCCAUCAACUAUUCAAGGGAACAAACGUAGAUCUUUUCAAAAAAAUUGGUAUACUUUGUAUAACUGGAUAGAAUAUAGUACCAAAUUGGAUGCUGUAUUUUGUUUCCCGUGCAGAUGUUUUAGAGGUAAUGAAAGUAAUAAUAGUCAAACAACAAUAACAUUUUCAAAAGUUGGAUUUAAAGGAUGGAACAAGGCCAAUGAAGCUUUUAAAAAACAUCAAUUGUCAAAAUGUCAUGUUAAUAGUUCAACUUCCUUACAUAAUUUUUUAAAUGAAAAAUCAAUUGACUGUGUAUUAGACAAUGCUAAAGAAGUAUCAUUGAGUAAAAAAGCAGAAGAACGUAUUAAAAAUAGACAGAUAAUGAAUAGGUUGAUUGAUAUAGUGAUUUGUUUAUGUAAUGGAGGAAGGCCGUUCCGUGGUCAUAAUGAAAGUUCAACAAGCAAUAACCAAGGACUCUUUAAAGAAAUAUUAAAUUUGUUAUCAAAGUAUGAUGAUUUACUUAAAAUUCACUUUCAGGAAGGUCCAAAAAAUGCACUUUAUAGAAGUAAUAGAAUCCAAAAUGAUAUUAUUACAUCAAUACAUACAGUUGUUCUACAAAAAAUUAUUUCAAACAUUAAUAGUUCAUUUAUUUCAAUCAUGGCUGAUGAGACAAGUGAUGUCGGGCAUCGCGAACAAAUGUCUAUUGUUGUAAGAUAUUUUGAUGAUAAUGUUAAUAGACCUAUAGAAACAUUUGUUUCGUUAAAACGCAUGACAUCAGUAACUGCUGAAUCAAUUUUCAAUACAUUAUGUGAAUUUCUAAUUUUAAUUAAAAAAAACUGGAAAUCAGUGGUUGCUGUAUGCUUUGACGGAGCGUCAACUAUGGCAGGUAGUAUAAAUGGUGUACAAAUGAGAUGUAAAGAACAAAAUAAUGAAAUUAUGUAUGUGCAUUGCUAUGCGCAUUGCCUAAAUCUUACACUAAUUGAUGCUGUAAAUGAAAAAAAUUCUAAAAAAGUAGUUAAGAAUCGAUUGAUUUUUAAUUUCCUUGGAACUAUACAAUAUGUACACAACUAUAUAGAAAGCAGUCCAAUGAGACACUCAACACUAGAAAAAGUUGCUAAAGAAACAGGAAUUACUCUUCUAACAUUAAAGUCCUGUUCAAUUACACGAUGGGCAUGUCGUGCGGAAGCUGUAAAAGCUAUUAAAAAUAAUUAUAAUGUUUUAUUAACUGCAAUUGAUGAAAUAUGUGAAAACACUUCAGUACCUGAGAUGAGAGCAAAAGGAAUUGGUAUUUUACAACAACUCCAAACAUUUGAAUUUAUUUUUGGCAUGGAAUUAAUGAGUCCUGUUUUAAAUAUAAUAUUAAAAGUAAGUUCUAUGCUGCAGUCUCCAAAAAUUGACCUUUUGAUUGCAGCAGAAAGUGUAAAUACUUUAAAGAAUACCUUAUUAAACAUGAGAAAUAAUGAAGAAGAAUACAAAAUUAUAUUUUCCAACACUGAAAAAAUGUGUACAAUGCAUAAAAUCAAUAAUGAUCUUAUUUCUGGAAUAAAUUCAAGAUUUAAACAAGAUACAAUUUGCCUUAUAAAUGCUAUUGCAAAUAUUAUAAAUUUAAAUAUAACUACUGAAAUAGCUACCAUUUUGGAAAAGUUUGCGAAAAUUUCAUCAGACACUUUAAUUGCUGAAAUCAAACUUCUCAAGAACUCGACAGACAAGAAUAUUCCUAAAGGAACUACUAAUGAAUCUGUGUUUUUGUGGCUGGAUUGGUUAAAAGAUUCCAGUAGAUAUGAUAUUUUUAAUUGUUUUUUUAAAAUACUACAAAUGUUUAGCAUUAUACCCGUAACUAGUUGUUCAUGUGAACGGGUAUUUUCAAAAUUAAAUAUUGUGAAAAGUAAAUUAAGAAAUACCAUGGCCCAAGACCGUCUGGAAUCAUUAAUUUUACUUUUUACAGAACAAGAAAUGGCCUCUAAUGUUGAAGUAGAUUUGGUUAUAAAUGAGUUUAGUAAUUUAAGUAAUAGACGCAUGUUGUUAUAA